GUUUAAAAAUGUCUGAUGCGAAAAAUAUUGUACACAGAACCCAUUGUAUUGAAAAACUGCUGUCUGAGAACAAUUUGCAAGAUAUUGAGGAUCAUCUUAAAGAACUUGAAGAUGUUGAUAUGACUGUAGAAUAUCUUCAGGGGACAGAAGUUACCAAGGCUGUAUAUAGAGUACUCAAGAGCUGCCCUUCAGGAGAGUUGAAAAAGAAAGCAAAGCAGUUAUUGUCAAGGUGGAAAGCACUUUACAAGAAUAACUGUGCUCAGUCAAUGCAAGGUAAAAAGUCAAUUUCUGUGUCUGUGAAAGAAGAAAUUGAGCAUCUCCAUGUAGUUCCUAGAGAGCAGUCACUGUCUGAAGAACCAUGUCAGCAGGAGGCAUUAGAUGGUACUAGUUCCAACAUUUUGGUCCCAUCUCAAACUGUUAAAAAUGUGGUAUGUAAUAAUACAGAAGGCAGUAUGAAUCAGCAUUCUUCUUUUGAGGAACAACACACUGUUAAUGAAGAUUCUAAGUCUGUUGUUAGCGAAGCAAGUCUGCAGCAGGAUCUGAUGAGAACUCUGAGGUCUAAAUGUGUGGAUCUUCUUUAUAAAGCUUUGAUUGGUUCUGCCAAAGAUGAAGAAGAAACUGUUAAAUGGUUAGAGCUAGCUAAAGAAAUUGAAGAACAUAUAUUUGCUCUUCAUGCUAAAAAUGAUAAAAAGUACAAAAAUUGCAUCAGAAGUAAAAUCUCUAACCUUAAGAACCCUAAAAGUUGCCACUUAAAGCAUAAUCUUUUUUCAGGAACUUUGAGCCCAAAGGCUUUUGCUGAGAUGACAGUGAUGGAAAUGGCCAGCAAUGAACUGAAACAGCUCAGGGCUCUGUACACAAAAUCAUCUGUUCAGGAGCAUCAGCUUCCACAGGUUAUUAAUGGCACACAGACAAACAAAAUAAAGUGCAGACGCUGUGAAAAUUUUGAUUGCACUGUCACUAUGAUUGCCAGAGGAGCUCUCUUUCUUCCAGCUUGGGUGCGAAACACAAAUCCGGAUGAACAAAUGUUGACUUACGUUACUUGUAAUGAAUGUGGAGAACAGUGGUAUCACAGCAGAUGGAUUUGUUUGUAA
Molecule: messenger RNA, 1091 nt
Organism: Cinclus cinclus
Lineage: Eukaryota; Metazoa; Chordata; Aves; Passeriformes; Cinclidae
Gene: TCEANC
Product: transcription elongation factor A N-terminal and central domain containing
Exons: 1
Coding region: 9-1091 (360 amino acids)
Biological process (GO): DNA-templated transcription
Cellular component (GO): nucleus
Source: RefSeq, a predicted model, not a curated record